Molecule: messenger RNA, 1347 nt
Organism: Brassica oleracea var. oleracea
Lineage: Eukaryota; Viridiplantae; Streptophyta; Magnoliopsida; Brassicales; Brassicaceae
Product: F-box protein At1g47340-like
Exons: 1
Coding region: 1-1347 (448 amino acids)
Molecular function (GO): protein binding
Source: RefSeq, a predicted model, not a curated record
AUGAUAUCAGAUUCUGUACCUAUUGAACUCACACUCGAUAUAUUAUCGAGACUGCCAGAAAAGUCAAUCGCGAGGUUUCGUUGCGUGUCCAAACUAUGGGCAUCAGUACUUGGUGGUCAAGACUUCAAAGAUUUGUUCCUGACGAAGUCCUCGGCUCAGCCGCGUCUCUUAUUCGGCAUCAAAGAAAACGGCAAGUGGAGCAUCUUCUCGUUACCUCAGCGUCUGAGUCCAUAUGAGAAGCUUUCAUCAUCUCUUGUAGUAACCCCAGAAUUUCAUAUGAAGUUCCCGCCAGAAGAUAUGACGAUAUAUAGUUGUGCUCACGGAUGUCCAUGGGCAUAUGCCUCUGGUUUGGUAUAUUUCUAUGUUGAUAAGGAGCAAUGGUCAUACUUUGGUAGAAGGCCUAUGAUAUGUAACCCUAAAACGGGGCGGUAUGAGGCAUUACCUUUUAUCUCGAGGUACAGAAAGACUUAUAGCUUUUUUGGGUUUGAUCCGAUUUACAAGCAAUUCAAGGUAUUGUUCAUGCGUUAUCCAUUUGGUCCUGGUGAUCAUAGAAUUAUGACAUUAGGAACUAUGGGAAUGAGGUGGAGAAAGAUCAAAUGUUCCUUACUACAUGAGUGUGUGAGUGCAGGGAUAUGCAUUAAUGGGGUUUUGUAUUACUUAGGUGACUCGUCUGCCUGUGUGAACAAUUAUGAGCAGAUAGACGGUUUUGUGAUCGUGUGCUUUGACGUUAGGUCUGAAAAAUUCAGUUUCAUUUAUCAAGAAAGCUCUUGCAAAUUGAUAAACUAUAAAGGUAAAUUAGGUGUGGUUUAUUAUGAUGAUCAAGUUGAUGAUGAUGCCAUUGAGUUGCGUGUGUGGGUUCUAGAGGAUGUGGAGAAACAAGAAUGGUCUAAGUAUGCCUACACUUUGAGGGAUGAUAGAUUCUUCCUGCGUGACGUUUUCGUUGUCGGAGUGAAUUCUACGGGCGAAAUUGUUUUGUCGAUGGCAAAGUACACAUCUAAUCAACCGUUUUAUGUUUACUACUUUAAUCCCGAAACGAACACUCUCCAACGAGUUGAAAUCCAAGGUUUUGGAGAAUACCAUGAAUCCUCCGAUAAACCUAGAAGUGUCUAUGUCUUUGCAGACCAUGUAGAUGAUCUUAAUGUUCACGAUUCAAAGCUACUCAAGUCAAGUAUCUCUGUUCCAUAUGUGUAUAGAGAAGAAUCAGAAGAAGACGACAAAGACUAUGAUGAGUAUGGUUCUCCUUGUUUUUCUGGUAAAAGGAAGAAGAAAAAGAAGAUGAACAUGAACUUGAAAAAGGGCAUGAGGAUAAUAAUGAAGAUGAUGAAGAUGAAGAGGAAGAAAAGAUAG